Messenger RNA from Paramecium sonneborni, 1417 nucleotides. NCBI's taxonomy places the organism in Eukaryota, Ciliophora, Oligohymenophorea, Peniculida, Parameciidae. The record is from the annotation of a GenBank genome assembly.
AUUUUGAAUGAUGCCUAAUGAUAAGUAAGUUAUUUAUUUAUCAAUUGUAGUUAAUUGGAAUGUUAUGAAAUGGAGGAUGAUAAAUUGUCAGCUAAAGCAACUACAAAAAAAAUACAAAAUAGGAAAAUAUGGUCUUAGAAAGAAGACAAAUUGUUAGAAAGAGCAAUUCAUGAACUUGGAACUAAUUGGAAGGAAGUCGCAAAACAUUUAUAUAACAGAAAUCCUUCUUAAUGCGCUUAAAGGUGGAAGAGAAUUAAGCCUGUGUCAGUAUGUUUAAUUUUAAAUAAGCCCAGUAACGCUCUCGACAUUCUUGGAGUGCAAUUGAAGAUUAAUAGUUAUUAGAAUUAGUUUAAAUACAUAAAAGAAAUUGGGGAAUGAUUGCCAGCAUAAUGAAUUGGAGAACGGGAAAGUAAAUUCGAGAACGAUUUAUAAAUAAAUUAAAUCCUGAAAUUAGAGCUGAACCAUGGUCAAAGGAGGAAGAUCUUAUUGUCAUGGAAGCAUAUUAAAAAUAUGGAUCAAGAUGGACAGAAAUAUCCAAGUUAUUAAAAGGGAGACCUGUAUAAUUUAUUAUUAAAAUUUAUUAGGAAAAUAUGAUAAAAAAUAGGUUUUAUUCCUUUAUUAGGAAAGAAUAUAUGAAUAUUUAAAAUCCUUAUUAUGUGAUACCUAAUUCUUAAUAAAAAACGGAUGCUGAACAAUUAAAAUCAACUUAAUUUUCAAAUGAUAUCAAUAAGGAUGAUUAAAAUGAAAAUAGUUUAUCAUGCCAAAGCAGUGUUUUAAAAAAGAAGAAAUAAUCUAAAAUCUAAAAGAAAAAAAUGAAAAAAUAAAAUUCAAGAAAGAAACAAAAAGAACCAGAAAAAAAAAUAAAUAAUAAUAUUCUUAAAGAGUAAAAUGAAGAAGUUUUAAAUGAAAUUAUCUCAGCUGAGAGUUGCGAAGUUUAAGUUAAAGAAGAGGAUGAUAAUGAAAUUUAAGCAAAUAAAAUUGCAUAAAGUGUUUUAAGUUUAAGCUUAAACAAUAAUCUCAAUCAGAUUCAUAACGCAUUAAAUUCUUAACAGUUAUUUAAUGAACCAUUAAGAUCCCUAUACAAUUCUUAAGUCUUUUAAAACUAACCCUCAUAAUAAUAGCAAUUUUAAUAAUAAUAAUGUAAAUAUUUUUACUAAAUUAGACAUUGCUGCUAUGUAUUUUAAAUAUUAUGAAGGAAUUGCUAAUUUAAUCAAAAGCUAAAGCCUUUCAUAAUCAUAAUUACUAAAAGAGAGCCCUCCAAUCUUAUCAAAUGUUUCUAGUCAAGAAACAAAUUAAUCUUCACUGAUGUAACUUUCACUAUCAAAUAUGAAUUUUUGUUAAUUUCCUUACAUAUUGAGACAAGAGUCUUUUCCUCAUUCAAUGAACAAUUCAUAAUUUUGAAAGUAAGUUUGAGCCU